This is a messenger RNA of Penicillium expansum, 2883 nucleotides long. Its product is annotated as putative cell wall protein. The transcript has a single exon. The coding region runs from base 1 to 2883 and encodes 960 amino acids. NCBI's taxonomy places the organism in Eukaryota, Fungi, Ascomycota, Eurotiomycetes, Eurotiales, Aspergillaceae. The record is from RefSeq and is a predicted model, not a curated record.
AUGCGUUCUUCUCUCGUUUUGAUCGCCGCUCUGGCGAGCGCUGCUCUCGCCUACCCUACCGAAAGGUCCGUUGAGCCCCGCACCCUGGGCCUCCUCGGGGAGCUCCUCGGCGACAUCACUGUCGACGUGUCUUCCAUCCUCAAUACCAUCCUCCAUGGCCACUCCUCCGUUGAGCUCUUUGCUGGUCUAAGUGCUGAGGGUGCUGCCGCUCUUCAGGGUGGUGCUCUCGGCUGCAAGUCCGGCGCUAUCCACUACAAGGCUAAGGCCGCUCUCAAAGCUUGGCUGCUCUUCCACGCCAACAUUGACCUCUCUCUCAAGAAGUCACUGAUCUCAUGGUGUGAGGGUAACGAGGAGCUCGUCCUCUCCUCAGACGUCCUGGCUGCUCUGUCCGUGUACAUCCCCGGAUGUGCCGACAUCGCUGCCAAGGGUCAGCUUUUCGUGACCAUUGAGGGUAUCUUCGAGGCUGCCAGCCUCGAGUCUGCUCUCGUCCUGAGUGCUGGUGCUCAGGCUUCCCUUUCCGCUUGGAUUGAGGCUCAGCUUGGUCUUGAUGUGGGCGUCAAGGUCGGUCUGAAUGUCUGCGCCGCUGGCGGUGUUGUCGGCAGUCUGUCGGCUGAUAUCAAGGCUGCCCUCUUUGCUUGGAUCAGCAGCAAGGAGUGUGAGCUCAGCGCUCACCUCAAGAUCACAGUCCUUGCCUGGAUCAAUGGUCACGCCGGUGGUGACCUUGUUGAGAUUGGUGCUAUUGCUGACACUGCUCUCUCCACCAUCUCCGUUGGUGCUUCCAUUGGCGUGCACGUCCUGGAGUCCGGCCUCCUGUCUAUUGGCGGCCAGGCCUCCCUCGCCGCCUUCCUGGGCGUUGAUCUCGCUGGUAAUCUCGCUGCUGAUGUCAAGCUCGGUCUCGAGGCAUGCGCCAAGGGUGGGCUCGCCACCGCCGUGGAACUUGAUAUCCGUACCCAGCUCGCCAUCUGGCUCCACAGCUCCGACUGCACUCUGGGCGUUGAGCUCAAGGCUGUUGUCCUUCUUUGGCUGUCCUUCGCUGUCGAGGCUGAUGCCUCCGUUUCACUCGACCUGGUUGGUGGUCUUGUCGGCGAUGUCACUGGUCUCCUGACCGAGACCCUCACCGGUCUCAGCGUUGAUCUCCGUGGUGCCCUUUCCCUCUGCGCUGCCGGCGGUAGCCUGGUUGACCUGACCUUCGCUGCCCGUGCUGAGCUCGCUGCCUUCCUCAGUGGCUGCACAUCCAUUGAAAUCGAUACCAGCAUCCAGAUCAUCAUCAUCGAGUGGUUCACCGGCUGCAGCAUUCCCGGUGCUCCCUCCGCCCCCGCCUCGUCUUCCGUUCCCAGCCUGCCCUCCAGCACCCCUUACCUGCCCAGCACCUCCGCUGUGCCUUCCGGUCCCGGUGCCUCCGUCUCCGUCUCUGUCUCUGUUCCUGCCGGCACUCCCAUUCCCAGCGGCCCUGCUGCCUCUACCACCCCCUGUGAUACCGAGACCUCGGUCAUUGUCGGCUCCACUGUGAUCCCCGGCCCCAGCGGCUCCGGCUCUAUCACUGUCACUGUCCCUGUUGUUCCCACCGGUACCAGCCCUGCUGAGACUCCCUCCGGCGUCUCUCCCACCGGCACCGGUGUCCCCGGAGUCCCCAGCGCCCCUGUCUCUUCUGGACCCGUUCCCUCCGGCCCCGAUGCUACCAGCACUCCCUGUGAUACCGAGACCUCGCAGAUUAUCACCUCAACUGUGAUUCCCGGCCCUAACGGCUCCGGUUCUAUUACCGUUACCAUCCCUGCCGUGCCCACCGGAACCAGCCCUGCUGAGACCCCCUCCGGCGUCUCUCCCACCGGUACCGGCGUCCCCGGAGUCCCCAGCGCCCCUGUCUCUUCUGGACCCGUUCCCUCCGGCCCUGAUGCUACCAGCACUCCCUGUGAUACCGAGACCUCGCAGAUUAUCACCUCAACUGUGAUUCCCGGCCCUAACGGCUCCGGUUCUAUUACCGUUACCAUCCCUGCCGUGCCCACCGGAACCAGCCCUGCUGAGACCCCCUCCGGCGUCUCUCCCACCGGUACCGGCGUCCCCGGAGUCCCCAGCGCCCCUGUCUCUUCUGGACCCGUUCCCUCCGGCCCUGAUGCUACCAGCACUCCCUGUGAUACCGAGACCUCGGUCAUUAUCACCUCGACUGUGAUCCCCGGUCCUAACGGCUCCGGCUCUAUCACUGUCACUGUCCCUGUUGUUCCCACCGGAACCAGCCCUGCUGAGACCCCCUCCGGCGUCUCUCCCACCGGCACCGGUGUCCCCGGAGUCCCCAGCGCCCCUGUCUCUUCUGGACCCGUUCCCUCCGGCCCCGCUGCCACCUCUGUCCCAUGUGACACCGAGACCUCGGAGAUUAUCACCUACACUGUGAUUCCCGGUGGUCCCGGCGAGUCUGGCUCCAAGACCGUCACCGUCCCUGCCGUGCCGACUGCCACCGGACCUGCUGAGACUCCCUCCGGCGUUGCUCCCACCGGCACUCCUGUCGCUACCGGCCCUGCUGCCAGCACUCCCUGUGACACCGAGACCUCCGCUAUCGUCACCUCCACUGUGAUCCCCGGUGGCCCUGUUCCUUCCGGCGUCGCUGCCACCACUGAGGUGCCUGUUCCUUCCGGCCCCGCUGCCACCACUGAGGUUCCCGUUCCUUCUGGACCUGCUGCUGCCAGCACUCCCUGCGACACCGAGACCUCCGCCAUCGUCACCUCCACUGUGAUCCCCGGCGGCCCUGCUCCCUCCGGCCCGGCUGGUACCACCGAGGUGUCCGUUCCUUCCGGUCCUGCCCCUACCAGCCCUCCCACCCAGCCCUCCGGCGGUGAGUCUGUUACCACCAAGACCGUGACUGUGACUGCCACCGUCUGCGGCUGCGAGUAA